CUUUGUUAGAGUACAAAAGUCACAAAAAAUGUAUGACAUUUGUCAUCCAAGUUAUUAUCAUAUUGGAAAAUUAGGUUGCACUGAUCCUGUAAAAAUAAGUACCACGUUUCAUGUUUAUAUUGAACUAUGUGAAGCGAGACGAUACUGGGAUGUCAAUUACAAGUACAAUGAAAGAUUGGAUGUACUAUACUUGGAAGUUAAAAGAAAAAAGAAUUCGGAGGCAGAAAUCUACAUACCGUGGCCAACAUUAUACAACAUAUCCUUGAACAAAAUAGAAGAAAUACAAGAAGGUUUGAACAGUGAUAGGAUCACAUUUGCUUUUAAAUCAGAAGAUAGUACCAGUAUUAUUUACAAAGUAAGUAAAGGGUUACUAAAACCUAUGUCCCCAGAAGUUACUAAAUUGAUGAAGGAGAAAGAGGAGAAAAAGUCAGAAUUGGAAAAAGAAAUUAGAAAGAACACUUCAAACUUAUAUGAAUUGGCGAAAUCUUUAAAUUCUGAAGAUAGUAAUAAAGAUACAGAAACUGAUGUAAGUAAAACAAAUGAAGAGACAAAAGAACAAUAAGAAAACUCUUGUUUUGUAUAUACCUAAGCAUCCCUCAAUA
Molecule: messenger RNA, 602 nt
Organism: Dufourea novaeangliae
Lineage: Eukaryota; Metazoa; Arthropoda; Insecta; Hymenoptera; Halictidae
Exons: 4
Coding region: 29-562 (177 amino acids)
Biological process (GO): tRNA splicing, via endonucleolytic cleavage and ligation
Molecular function (GO): nucleic acid binding
Source: RefSeq, a predicted model, not a curated record